AAAAACAAAAGCGGUAAUGGUCAUCAAAGGCGUUUAAAGCUCUUGCUCCAGUUCCAGUGCAUCGCAUUCGCUGGAUAACAUGCAGACGGCAGUGACGCAAGGGCUGCGUUGGACAAGCGACUCGGUGCACGCUGACUGCUGAGCACAGAGAAACCUGCUGCUGCUGCUUUUCGACCAAAACAUCGAAGAGCAGGAGCCAUUUGUCUGUUGAGAUCCUCGCAGGUUUUUGCUGGAGCUAUGGUUUAGGCUGAUAACGGUCACGGAUCUGCAUGAACACUAUGGCUGCAGUGGUGAAUUAUUCUCCGCCGUGGUGGGUUAACCUUUUCCAUCGCCUCCCGCACUUCAACCUACAGUUUCAGCUGACCAGCAGCGAUUUCCGCCCGGAGGACUCGGAAUAUCAAAAGUCUGUGUUGUUGCUAGGCGCAGCAGUGUUGGUGUGUUUGGCGCUUGACCUCCUCUUCCUCCUCUUCUACUCCUUUUGGCUAUGCUGCCGUCGCAGGAAGAACCAGGACUCGCCCAACGCGGACUGCUGCUGCACCGCUUGGUGCGUGAUCAUCGCCACGCUCGUGUGCAGUGCUGGCAUUGCAGUCGGUUUCUAUGGAAACGGCGAAACGUGCGAUGGCAUGACACGACUGACAUAUUCCUUGCGCCAUGCUAACCAAACAGUGGCAGGCAUCGACAAACUGGUAUCAGAGAGCACCAGCUCUCUGAAUGAAACCCUGCAGGAGGGUUUGGUGCAGCUGGAGACCGUGUACUCCAAGCAUACAGACUACCUGUCCAUCGUCCAGAAACUGCAGGGUCAGCUGGACGAGCUGAUCAAUCUCAUGGUGGAGGUGCCUUUCUGGAGCAGUAUGGAUCUCUCUCUGGAUCACCUGGCGUCCGUCACUGAGCAGUAUGACUGGUACAGGUGGUUGGGUUAUCUGAGUCUGCUGCUCUUUGAUGUUAUAAUCUGCCUGCUAGUUUUGGUUGGUCUCAUACGCAACUCUAGAAGCAUCUUGAUCAGCGUUUGUUUGCUAGGUGUGCUGACGCUGGUGAUCAGCUGGGCUUCACUUGGGCUGGAGUUUUCUGUUGCUGUAACUGCCAGUGAUUUUUGUGUUGCCCCUGACUCUUACAUCACCAAAGUAACACGUGAGAACGUUGAUAUCAAACAAGAUAUCCUGCAGUAUUAUCUGAAGUGCAGCAUGGGACAGACCAACCCAUUUCAGCAGAAACUCUCCGGAAGCCAUAAAGCUCUUGUGGAGAUGCAGGAUGAUGUUUCCGAGCUCUUGCGCUCUGCUAUCCGAGAAUUCCCUAAGACAAAGAGUAACCUGGAGGAGAUGCAAGCGGUGUUAAACUCCACUGAAGUCAGUCUCCAUCACCUCACUGCCCUGGUCGAUUGUCGGAGCCUGCACAUGGACUAUGUGCAGGCUCUGACCGGACUGUGUUACGAUGGAGUGGAGGGGCUCAUUUAUCUGGUCCUCUUCUCAUUUGUCACUGCGCUAAUGUUUAGCUCCAUCGUUUGCAGUGUGCCUCACACCUGGCAGAGCAAGAGGUCUGAGGAGGAGGAUGGCGAUGAGACUUCGGCCACACUCGGCCCGCGAGCGCCGCACGAUAACCUGUACCGCGUACACAUGCCUAGCCUGUACAGCUGUGGCAGCAGCACCUACGGCAGUGAGGCUAGUCUACCCGCUGCGGCACACACUGUCAGCAACGCACCAGUCACUGAGUACAUGAGCCAGAAUGCUAACUUUCAGACCCCUCGGUGCGAGAACACGCCACUCAUUGGCAGAGAAUCCCCCCCGCCGUCAUACACCUCAAGCAUGAGGGCCAAAUAUCUGGCAACCAGCCGCCCAGACCAGUCCAGGCCAUCAGAAUCCCAGAACGGACUGGCGCCCAACAUGCGACCAGAUCUAACCAGCCGUUCAGCUCCAAACAGCCGACCAAAUUCAGCUAUCCACCGACCCCACUCCUCCAUCCAUUAACUAUCAUCAAAUGCGUAACCAAUAGUCAUCUACCUGUCAGGUCUACCAGUAGGACAUUUGUCUCCGCCUCGAUGUUCAGCCCUUCGCCAGUAAAGAAAUUCUUUAUCCGAUUGGAAUCAGUCAUCCAUGCUUACCUACUCUGUCUUCCUAAAGACUCCAUUCUGCUAAACCUUUAUUCAGACUGCCAUUUUUUUAACUCCCCUAAUCUCACACAAUGCUUCACAGCAACUACACUGCCCUCUUCUGGAGGACUCCUCUCAGUCGUCAGCACAGUAUAGCUCCCUUACUACCCUUACAGAGAUUCUCUCAGGGCAGCCAUAUUGGCAAGGACUGCAGGACCACAUUAUCACAGCAGGAUAAUGGUUUAUACCACUGUCAUUUUUAAAUCUCUUGCCGUGCUGUGCAAUGAAAUGUCACUAUGACAUUUGAUUUUAGGAUGGAGUUCUAUUUUUAAGUGUUUUGCAAAAUUACAUAUAGUUUAACAAGGUUUUAAAGAUGCAGCUUUUGUGCUUUCUCUGCAGUUCCUGACAAUAUGGCAGCAUUCUACUACUGCAGCCACAAUCCAAGGUAUUCAUCAUUGCUAUUUGAUGUUAACGGAGAUGUUUACUCCUUUACUAAUGUUCACAUACUUGUGACUCUGUGGUUAAACAAAUGUUCCUGUCAUCGAAGGCCGAUCUUUGUAUUUACAGUACAGUGUAAUCUAUGGUGUACCACAGUGUGUGAACUGACAGCCAUCAAGCCUUUGAGCCAUUAUGCGCAUUCAAUAUCUUAUUCUAGAAGGGAAACAAUUGCACAGCACACUAUCGGUGUGUGUUUGUGUGCGUGGCGUGUUUGCCUUGUGCAUUAGUGAGUGUG
Sinocyclocheilus grahami is the source of this 2816-nucleotide messenger RNA. Its product is annotated as protein tweety homolog 3-like. The record is from RefSeq and is a predicted model, not a curated record. Gene Ontology annotation, molecular function: intracellularly calcium-gated chloride channel activity; volume-sensitive chloride channel activity. The transcript is spliced from 15 exons. Gene Ontology annotation, cellular component: plasma membrane. The coding region runs from base 270 to 1961 and encodes 563 amino acids. Lineage: Eukaryota; Metazoa; Chordata; Actinopteri; Cypriniformes; Cyprinidae.